UCUCACUACCAACAAUAUGGAAUGCUUUGUUGAUAAAUAGUCUCAAACUACAGCCACACAAGUUCUUCAUUAUCUAUGAGACAGAAAAAUAUCUUGACGAUGCCUUGUCAAAAUUGUUGGUUGGCACUCAAAUUCCAGAAUUGUAAAUAAGAUAAGAACUUCAUCAUUCAUGUAGUCUCUUGUUUGUUUGAUACUAUUGUUUGGCUUCUUUAGAUAGAGAGCUACAGACAGAUUGUUUAUGUGAUUAAAACAAACCAAAAAUUAGAAGAUAGACAAAAAAAAAAUUAAUGGCCGAGCUUGCAGUGCGUUCUGUAGUCCAGAAACUUGGUAAUCUGAUAGUGCAAGAAGCCAUGGAUUUGCAUGGAGUGAGAGAUCAAGUGGAGUGGUUGGAACGAGAAUUGCGGCGAAUGCAGUGCUUCUUAAAGGAUGCAGAUGCAAAGAAGAACAAGGGAGGUAUUGAUGGUGAGAGGGUGAAGAACUGGGUCACAGAGAUGAGAGACGUUGCUUUCGAAGCCGAGGACAUCAUUGACUCUUACAUGGAUUUAAAGCUCCGUGGACAACAAAAGGAUGGCUGCAUUGGUUUCCUUGAACGGUAUAUGUUUAUUCUUGUUGAAUUAAUUGGCCUGCACAAGGUUCAUGUGGAUCUUAAAGGGGUGAAAGUUAGGAUGCAUGAGCUAUCUGAAAGUAGAACAUCAUAUGGAAUUGCUAAUAUAGGGUGA
Molecule: messenger RNA, 719 nt
Organism: Dioscorea cayenensis subsp. rotundata (Guinea yam)
Lineage: Eukaryota; Viridiplantae; Streptophyta; Magnoliopsida; Dioscoreales; Dioscoreaceae
Product: putative disease resistance protein At1g50180
Exons: 2
Coding region: 288-719 (143 amino acids)
Source: RefSeq, a predicted model, not a curated record